UUAUGAUACUACCUACCUUAGUAGUGUAAAACGCAACACUCGUAACACCGCAACAGUCUGCUGAAGCAUGCCUUGAUUCACACAAAGCAAUGAUACUUGCAGCAGCAGUGUGAAAAAAAAAAAAAAAAAUGUCACUUAAAAAAUUAAGGACACACGAAACAUGGUGGAAAAAUUUUAACCAUGAGCAGUUGCUGGAGCUACUGAAUCACGUUCCCUUACCAAAAAUGUACGACCAAGAACUAAACAAUUCAUUGCAUUUCAUAGCAAAAACGGAUAAUGAUUUUAUUGCUAGCAAACUCUUAAGAGCUGGAUGUGAUAAAGAUGAACGGAACCACGAUGGAGAUACACCACUUGCAAUCGCCUUGUUGAAUAGAAAUGCAAAAGUAGCAAAAGUCCUUUUAGAUGCUGGAGCGGAUCACAAAAAGGCCAUAUUUAAGAAUAAACGGAGCCCUCUUCAUGUAAGCGUCAGGAAUGGAUUUGUCGAUGUUGUUAAGAUGCUACUUGAUGCUGGUGCCAAUGUCAAUGCUGCUGAUUCUGAUGGACAAAUUCCUUUGCACGAUGCAAUUUUAACCAAAGAUGGAAUGAAGCAAAAUGAUAGAUGCAAAAUUGUUAAAAUGCUGAUCAAAGCUGGGUCGAACAUAAACGAAAAAGAUGAUUACGGGGACACGCCUCUGCAUUAUGCUAUUAAUUCUGGAUUUGUUGAAGCUUUCGAAAUGUUGCUUCAUGCGGGAGCUGAUAUUCACGAAAAGAACCGAUACGGACAAUCAUUACUGUAUCUGGCCGUUGAAAAUGAUGCUUUAUAUUUCGUAAAACGGCUCAUUGAAAUUGGUGUCGACAUCAACGGAAUGAAUGAACAAAACAUCACCUGCUUGCACUGGGCAGCUGCCUAUACUCGCGUCGAUAUGUUACAACUAUUGCUUGAAAACGGUGCCGUGGCAAACUUUUGUGAUGCAGACCAUUACAGUCCUCUUUGCUACUAUUUAAGAGAACUGAGAGGAUUGCAUAUGACUUUCACCGAAGAUUUAUAUCCUAUGGACGAAAAUUAUGACGAUUACUUUGAAUGUCAACUUCCCGGAAAGAUAAACCAGCAUUCAAAAUGCAUGGAAUUGCUAUUGGAACACGGAGCCAAUGUUAAUUGUUCAAAUUGUUCAGCUGUAUGCGAUGAUUCGCCCUUGUACGUCGUUCUCUCUAAUGUGUAUUUACACAGUCAGUUCUUGAAAUUUUUGUUGCAAAACGGAGCGACAUUUGAUUUCAAGCAUCAAAUUGUAUUGAAUUUGAAAAAUAAGUUCAACGGAUCGAAGUACCGAAAUAUGUUGGUCAGACAUCAAGCCAUGUUUGAAGCGAACAAUCGAAAAGACGGACCGACGAAUUUUAAACUGCAUGAGCAAAAGAAGCAGGUGCAAACAUAUUACGCCCGUUGCCGGGAUGAACUGGAGCUCAUGAGAUCGUCUCAGAUUAGCGAUACAAACAUAACAUUUUUCCACAUGCUCCUGGAUCGGAACAUCGGGUGUUAUACUAGAAUUGAAAAUAUCGAAGACCUGUUUAAGAUGCAGUGCAUCACGAAAAGGUUUCCUAUUUACAGUGAUUUACUAAUCGAGCGCUUUACCAAAGCGUUUGAGCAUGAAAAACUCAUUGUGAAGGCAACAACAGGCCUUGCCCACCUGUUACAUUGGAAUGUACAUUCCAUGCGAGUUAUUUUGGAUAACAUUAUCUCUUACGUCGGUAAAAGAGAUUUACUCAAUUUGGUCUCUUUGUAA
Copidosoma floridanum is the source of this 1757-nucleotide messenger RNA. RefSeq lists its product as uncharacterized. The record is from RefSeq and is a predicted model, not a curated record. Gene Ontology annotation, biological process: positive regulation of transcription by RNA polymerase II. NCBI's taxonomy places the organism in Eukaryota, Metazoa, Arthropoda, Insecta, Hymenoptera, Encyrtidae. Gene Ontology annotation, cellular component: nucleus. Gene Ontology annotation, molecular function: transcription cis-regulatory region binding; protein binding.